GCUCCGGGUCGGUGGUGGUGGGAGGCAGUUCAGUUCGGGGGAUGGUGGGCCGGCUGCGUCGCUCGCCUCGGCUCAGUUCGGCUCGGCUCGGCUCGGCUCGGCUCGACUCGUCUUCUCCCGUGUGUCGUUCUCGUGCCGCUGUCGCACUUUGCGGCUGUGCUCGUUGCUCGCGCGGAGGUGAGGAGCGACCGCUGCCGUCGCGAGCCGCUGCUUUCUGCCGUUCGGUAAACACGAGCCGCUGAUAAGAGCCGCAGACUGGAGAUGAUUUCGCAGCGUUCGGCGGGUAAACACAAGGCCCGUCGCUCCACAGCGUCUCCGGAGACGGUCCGGGAGCUAUUGUGAAAAGCAGGCUGAGGAGAAACUACGAUGGCAGAACAAGACGCCUGUCCUCACCUGGACUCAAUAGGAGAGGUGACCAAGGAGGACCUCAUCCAGAAGUCCAAGGGUACGUGCCAGUCGUGUGGAGCUGGGGGACCAAACCUGUGGGCCUGUCUGCAGAAUGACUGCCCCUAUGUUGGUUGUGGAGAGUCUUACUCUGAUCACAGCACCCUGCAUGCACAGGCUAAGAAGCACAACCUGACGGUGAACCUGACCACGUUCAGGAUCUGGUGUUAUGUAUGUGAGCGGGAGGUGUUUCUGGAGCACAGGCCUGCCCUGGUGCCUGUGCCUGCUGCUCCACACCACUGUAAAGCUACAGAACAGGAAGCCGCUCCGCAGCCAGUGGGUCACCCACUGAAAGCCGUGCCCAUUGCUGUGGCGGAAGAAGAAGGCUCCGAAUCGGAGGAGGAUGAGCUGAAACCCAGAGGUUUGACGGGCAUGAAAAACAUUGGAAACUCCUGCUACAUGAACGCAGCGCUUCAAGCGCUGUCCAACUGUCCUCCUCUCACUCAGUUCUUCCUGGACUGCAGUGGCUUGGUUCGAACCGAUAAGAAGCCCGCUCUGUGUAAAAGCUACCAGAAACUCAUCUCAGAGCUUUGGCACAAAAAACGGCCCAGCUAUGUCGUCCCUACCAGCCUCUCCCACGGCAUCAAACUAGUAAACCCCAUGUUUCGUGGUUACGCUCAGCAGGUAGGGACAAGUACCCAGCAGGACACUCAGGAGUUCCUGCGCUGCCUGAUGGACCAGUUGCACGAGGAGCUGAAGGAACCGCUGACCGAGUGCAACAUGAGCGGCGAGGGCAGCGACGGCGAGGAGAGACGGGACGGGGACCGCUCCCCGUCCGAGGACGAGUUCCUGUCCUGCGACUCGGGCUCCAGCAGCGACCGCGGGGAGGGCGGGGGGGCGGGCGACGGCGAGCUGCCGGUGCAGGACGAGUGCGACGGGGUCGGCCGGUCGCCCCCGGCCGGACCGGCGGCGGGCGCCGGCACCCCGGCGGUGAUCUCGGAGAAGGAGAGGCUGAAGGAGAGGAGGGUGUCCGGCUCCCCUCUGCGCGGAGGCUCGCAGGAGAUGGACGAGGACGCCGACGUGGACACGGCGGCCGAGGAGGGGGCUCCCGAGAGGGCGGAGGAAGAGGAGGAGGCCGCACCGUCUGAAAACGCCGAGGUCCAAACUCCAGAAAACAAUCAGACACCGAGUCCGGGGCAGGGGCAAGUCCAGAGCAACUCCAGCUCAGAACCAGACAACGAGGCGUCCAUGACUCAGCCUCAGUCCACUCCCUGCAGUCCUGUUCGAACCCUCCAGGAGCUGCAUCCCAAACUGUCCUCCAGCCCGCCGCGCUCCAGCCCCCUGCGCUCGGCAGGACCGGCGUACUCCUUCAAAAAAGCUCAGCUGCUGCUCAGCGCCAGGAAGAAGAAGCAGUCGCACUAUCGCAGCGUGAUCUCGGACAUCUUCGACGGCUCCAUCCUCAGCCUGGUCCAGUGUCUAACCUGCGACAGGGUCUCUACGACUGUGGAAACCUUCCAAGACUUGUCCCUCCCAAUCCCCGGAAAAGAGGACUUAGCAAAGCUUCACUCGUCCAUCCAUCAGAACCUGCCGGUGAAGACCGGCGUGUGUCCCGACAGCUAUGGCUCGCAGGGCUGGAUCUCCUACAUCAUGGACUCCAUACGCCGGUUCGUGGUGUCGUGUAUUCCCAGCUGGUUUUGGGGGCCCAUGGUCACACUGGAGGACUGCCUCGCAGCCUUUUUUGCUGCCGAUGAACUCAAAGGGGACAACAUGUACAGCUGUGAACGGUGUAAAAAGUUGAGAAAUGGUGUCAAAUACUGCAAAGUGCUAAAGCUUCCAGAGAUUCUCUGCAUUCACCUGAAGCGUUUCCGGCACGAGGUCAUGUAUUCGUUCAAGAUCAGCAGCCACGUGUCCUUCCCGCUGGAGGGCCUCGACAUGAGACCCUUCCUGGCCAAAGAGAGUCCAUCCCAGGUCACCACUUACGACCUGCUGUCAGUCAUUUGCCACCACGGCACGGCAGGAAGUGGACACUACAUAGCGUACUGUCAGAAUGUGAUCAACGGCCAGUGGUAUGAGUUCGACGACCAGUACGUGACUGAAGUCCACGAGACGGUGGUGCAGAACGCGGAGGCCUACGUCUUGUUUUAUAGGAAGAGCAGCGAGGAGUCGGUGAGGGAGCGGCAGAAGGUGGUGGCUCUGGCCAACAUGAAGGAGCCCAGCCUGCUGCAGUUCUACAUCUCCAGGGAGUGGCUGAACAAGUUCAACACCUUCGCCGAGCCGGGUCCCAUCAGCAAUCACACUUUCCUCUGUCAGCACGGAGGGAUCCCUCCGAAUAAGUACCACUACAUAGACGACCUGGUGGUGAUUGUUCCGCAGAACGUGUGGGAGUACCUUUACAACAGUUUUGGCGGCGGCCCGGCCGUCAACCACCUGUACAUGUGCGCCAUCUGUCAGGUGGAGAUCGAAGCUCUGGCCAAGCGCAGAAAAAUGGAAAUAGACACCUUUAUUAAGCUAAACAAAGAGUUCCAGGCUGAGGAGGCUCCGACGGUGAUCCUGUGCAUCAGCAUGCAGUGGUUCAGAGAGUGGGAGAGCUUCGUCAAGGGCAAAGACAACGAGCCGCCCGGCCCCAUCGACAACAGCAAAAUAGGCGUGAUGAAAGGAGGACACGUCCAGCUGAAGCAAGGCGCAGACUACGGUCAGAUCUCGGAGGAAACAUGGCAGUACUUGUUGGGGAUUUAUGGCGGAGGCCCUGAAAUCGCAGUGAGGCAGACGGUGGCCCCCGCCGACCCCGACAGCCUUCACGGAGAGCGGAAGAUUGAGGCAGAGACGAGAGCACUCUGAGACUACAAGAGGUCCUCCGACCGCCUCGUCCACUGUCCACGCUCCGGCCCUCGCGGCAGGCUGAGGAAUUUGCACCUUGGUGAAGAAGCCCCAACGUGAGCACUUUGUAAAUGUAGCAGCGCUUUAAUUUCCAGCCGUGUUCCAAGAGGAGCGACUUAAUAAUGUCUAGUUUAUUUACGGGAUCACUCUGACGCUCAGUGUUAUUAGAAAAACAAAAGCGCGCCCGGAUGCCGUCUGCAGCUGUUGAACGCCGCUCGCGGGCGCAGAGCUCUUCUGUUUACCCGCUGCCAUAGCAACAAGGUCCCACACAGCGCGAGAGAUCCCAGACACAUCCAAGCCCUCUGCGCCGCCGACCUUAAGCACGGCGCGCAGCGAGCCCUCAGGAAUGGACGACGCGACGCGUGUUUUCACGGGCCGUCGUGGAGAUCCGGGCGGGUUUGUUUUCACGUGCAUGAGCGCGAUCCCCGGGGAUCCUCUGCACGGUCGGACUGCAUGCAGCUGCAGAGAGACGUUCCCGAGACAGGACGACACACCCAGUCCUCAAAAAAACAAAACAUGAUAACAGCCUUGGAUUGAAUUAUCGACUCUCAUUCGCUUUAUCGAAUAGGCGUAAGGACACAUUUAUUUAUGGAUACGAAGAAAACUGACGCUUUCAUAAGCUACGGUGGAGCAAGGACGGGUCGUUUAAUAUUUAGGUGUUCAGAGAAGAAUGAUGUUCUAACUGUUACGGUGAUUCGAAAGUGUUCAGGAUCAUCACAUUUUUCACAGAGAUGUGUGAGAAUCCACAUUCAGGAGAGCUGCAGUACCGGAUGAACCAACAGAGGGCAGUAUUAAGCGAGACCACUUUCCCCAGCGUCUAUAAAUCUGUUGUGCUUCAUCAUAUUAUGUGAUGCCGUCAGAUGAAAAGCUGAACAUUUCUGAUGCAGUGUGAAUGAUAAAUAUAUGUGUAUAUUUUAUCUAUUUUUCUUUUGUGUGCAUGUUUUGUUUUUCAACCAAAAAAUCCAAACGCCGCUCUCCGGAGCGUCCGCUUGUGAAAAUCCGUGCACAUCUGUAGAUUUCCCUCAUGUGUAGAUAAGCCGAUUUUUUUUGUAAAGUUUUGUGUACAGUCCAGCUGUAUUUAAUAUGUGGGAGACUCCGCGGCUUGUUUACUGCUGAAAAAUCAACCUCCUCAGCCGGAAGAGGAAGAGACCGAUCCACCCUUCUCCUUAUCGCGGCUCCGCCAACACAUCAGAUCGGACCGGUAAACAUUCAGCCUGCAGCUCGCCGCUGCUCGCACAGCUUCCAUGUCUGGAAUUCUUGGGAGUUUCUUCAAACUUAGUGUUUGUUUUUUUUUUUUGAAAAUAUGGAAUUUGCUGAACGGUGCAAAACGUGACGCCAAUCUUAGAAAAAUAAACCAGCUGCUCCUGCGUGGCUACGUAGAUAAAUCCGUAGAUAAAUCACACAUUUGCCUUUUUUUUUUUUUUUAAAGACGUGUAAGAGAAAUUUUGUUUGAAUGUUUACGAGAAUGCAAGAAGAAUUUUGAAAGGAAAUCUGAAGUUAUUUAUCAAGCCUUGAGAGAGCAGUUAAAGAUUGAAUAAUCCUGCAAGUGUAAGUACAAAUAAAGCAAACUUUGCUGAAAAAAAACUUAGACUGUAAAAUAGAAGUGAUAAAAUAAAUUAUAUAUUAAUUUAAAUUUAGGUGAACGAUUUGUUGCAGAUAUUUAUUUCACGAGAUAUUUAAGUUUUCAAAAGUUUUUUUUUCCCAUUCUGAGGUAUUUUAUUUAACCCCUAUUGAAUUUAAGCAACUUUUAGAUUAAGUUAUUUUUAACAUUUCCAUCUUUCAGUUGCCAGUUGCUGCAGAAUCCAUUAAAAGUGAUAAAUUUCAGGAUCAACCUUCACUCUGUCUUAAGCUGUGUUUUUAUUUUGAGGUUUUUCGGCCCGAUUAUUAGAUGCUGCAGUUUGGAAGUUGUAGUUUUUCCCAAACCAGUGAGAGAAACACAUACUGCUCAUCAGAGGGGCUUUAAAAUCAGUAAAUAAACAGAACGUUACAUCCAGAACAAAAAUUUAUUUUAACUCUUCCUACAAUUUCUCCUGAGGACAAUCUAAAAUGUUUCAAGUCUAACACAGAAACUUCAGCUGAAUCAGUGUGUUAGUCUGCCGUGUGUUGGUGAGCAGUGCCUUCAGCCGAGAACACACCCACAGGCUUCCGUAUUUAUGGAGGGACAUUUUAAAUCUCAGUACAUUUUAUUGACCGUGCUGUAAAGUUGUCAGAAUUCAUUUACUUUUAGACUCAGGAUUAGACUUUAAAACCCCCUCGCUGGAUUUAUCUGUCAGAGAAGACGAAAUCAAAUUAGAGACGUGGGUCUUCAUGAAGUUAAAAUGCAGAAAACUGCAUGUAUUUUCAAAGAAUUCUACCAGUUAAAGGCCCUUUGGUUAUUUUUGAAUAUUCAGAGAUUCCACCUUCCAGCAUGUUAAAGUUUAUUAAUCAAAUGUAGAAAAUUUCCUUGUUUUUUUUUUUUAUCUUCUUGUGAACCAAAGCUAAUCACUAACUGUAGCUUCAUAUUUAUACUGCAGAAAGUCCUGCACUUCCCUCAAUUACUAACUAACCUGUCUUUAUUAUGCAUACUAAGUUCCUUCCAUGCAUUGUGGGAUCUUUCACUCUAGAAUCCUGCUUCUUGAGAGAAACCUCACCGGAUCAGUGUUCUGUCGAUGAUCCCAGAUGUUCAGAUAUCGGUUAAUGUCUUCAGCCUUCCUGCCACAUGGCGUAAACCCUGACUAAUCAUAUUUAAUGAACUGAUCAUCGGUUCCAAGAUGAAAGCUGGCUUGUUUUGUUGUCUGAUUCGUCCGUCUCGCCCACGUUUCCAGGAUUUUAAUGGCUGAUGAUCUUUUCAGUGACGAUACGACACGCGUGUCAUGUUUAGAAACCUCUUCAGGGGCUUAAGUGCAAUAAAAAAAAACAAGAGAAAUCUCAGUGCAAUCGAAGCUCUGCUCUGGAAGUGACACCACACAGCUCCUGAACGUGUGUGUAUGUGUGUGUGUGCGUGUGUGUGUGUGUGUGUGGGAGCAGGGCGGCUUAUUACAGAGCAGUGUUAAGAGAUGUGAAGGGGUAAUUAUCUCCAACCACCCCUCUGUUUGCUUGUGUUACAACACGUAGCUAUGCGUGUGAGAUUUCCAUUUCACCGGGAGCUUUGCUGCGGUCGGACCGUUAAUCAGAGAUCUCAUCAAACACACGCACACACACACACAGACACACACCUGAUGUGAUUGACUCAUGUUUUCCCGGUGUUUGACAGUAUGUGCUUCACAGCGAUGACACUCGGACAGCACGGGACUUUAAAGCGGCCGACCUCCGACCUCAGUCUUAACGUCUGUAUAUCUGAUGUAAUUACCCAUGACUGGUUUAAGGAAUAAAAUUGCCUGAUCUUGUA
Molecule: messenger RNA, 6628 nt
Organism: Salarias fasciatus (jewelled blenny)
Lineage: Eukaryota; Metazoa; Chordata; Actinopteri; Blenniiformes; Blenniidae
Gene: usp20
Product: ubiquitin specific peptidase 20
Exons: 25
Coding region: 367-3222 (951 amino acids)
Biological process (GO): protein deubiquitination
Molecular function (GO): cysteine-type deubiquitinase activity; zinc ion binding
Source: RefSeq, a predicted model, not a curated record